Molecule: messenger RNA, 551 nt
Organism: Musa acuminata subsp. malaccensis (wild Malaysian banana)
Lineage: Eukaryota; Viridiplantae; Streptophyta; Magnoliopsida; Zingiberales; Musaceae
Source: RefSeq, a predicted model, not a curated record
AUAAACCCCACCUCCCUCUCUCCCUCCACCACAUCAAGCCAUUCCCAGUUCCAUCUGCUUCUCUUUCCUUCCCAAGCCAAUCGUUUCCCCCUUUCCGAACUCCCAUCGCUACCGACAAUGGAGGCUGGUCGUAAGCUCGUGCUUUUCACCGUGGCCAUGAUGGCCGUGGUCAUGGCUUCUUCCUUGGUCGAGAAGGUGGCCGCGGUCGAUGCUCCCGCCCCCAGCCCCACCUCCGGUGCCGUCACCGCUCCCGCUGCACCUGCUGCCGUCCUUGCCUCGAUCUCCGUCCUCCUCUUCGGAUACUUCCUCUGCUGAGCGACACAGUUUUCUCCUUCUCUUACUCGUGGUUCCUUCAUUUGUUGUUCUUCUCUGUCAUGCUUGUAUUUGGUCUGAUACGUUUUGGAGGAAGAGGAAUACGUAGGAAUUGAUAUCUGCAUAUGAUGGUGAGGUGGUAAAGGAUAUGUAACAUUGUAUUUGUGUUUGAUUAUGUUGAUCUGAGUUAUUUUUCGUGGUUACAAUUACAUGAAAUGAUAGAUUGUAUUGCCUCAUCA